GAAUUGUUUCUUCACCGGGGAGGUUCAACUACUACCAACCUUUUCUCCCUUGGCCAACAAACCAUUUUAAUGUGACAAUAAAUUCAUUUCUGUGUCAUCUGCUGUUGGCACAUGUUUAUGCCCAUCUUUCAACUCUCUCUCUCUCUCUCUCUCUCUCUCAAUAUUUGUUCCAACCAAGGGGGGUUCACGAAGGUUGUGCAUGUUGGGUUAUUUCCAUGACCCAUUUUGCACUGAAGAAAGACCCAUGUUAUUCUGUAAUGGUUGUGUUGUAUUGUUUGGCAUCUUUGUUUGCCUAUUAAAAACCAAGAGCAGAGAGAAGAGUACAAAGACGACGAAGCUAACAUGUGUCUUUAGUUGUACCAAUGAUUUUCUCUAUUCACAACCACAAAUAGCCAUCUUCGUAAAUCUUGCCCCCCACCACAACCUCACUCUGUUUCCCAUUCUCUCAUCUCAUAGGUUAUUUAAACUUAAAAAUAGACAGCUGUUGUGAGCUGGUGCUGGCUGUGGUGGUGCUGGUUUUCACAGAAAUGGCUGUGUUAAUAGGCCAAACCAGACCAGUUUUGAAUUUCAUUGGCAGAACCAUUAAUGUAGUCUUGAGCUGCAUUGUCUUCUCUCUCUUUGACAUUGUUGAUUUCCUACUGUGUUAUGCUUACAAAGUUGUUGAUUUCUUGAUUGAAGCCCAAUGGAAGCCUUGUUACUGCUCUUCAACUUCAACCAAACAAGCCUUAGGCAUCACCAGCAGUGGCAAGAUCUUGGUCUCCGAACAAGGCGAGUCUAAGAUUGUUUGCCUCACUUCUUCAACCAAGUUAGAACUUGAAGACAUCUCUGACACCCUCUACACUCGUCCUUCGUUAGUCUCCGAUGUCUCCAAAUCUAGCAUCAAUUUGGAGAAGAUAUUCAAGAGAGGCACAGUCCGAUCAACAUUCACCGUAAGCUCCACCAUUGUCGAAAUGCUACAAGGACAGAUCGGACGAGGUCACCAAUCACUUCCCAUUCCCACCCCCAAUCCCAGAUGGUCCGACUGUGAUUGCAAAACUUGCACUUCUUGGGCCUCUUCCUGCAAAGAAACUCUUUUUGUCCGAGUUGAUGGAGCCAAAGAUAACAUGCAAGAAGAUGUGAUAUUUAUUCAUGGGUUCAUCUCAUCUUCUGCAUUUUGGACGGAGACAUUGUUUCCGAAUUUCUCAGAGUCUGCGAAAGCAAUGUAUCGGCUAUUCGCCAUCGAUCUACUUGGUUUUGGAAGAAGUCCGAAGCCAACUGACUCCCUUUAUACACUAAGAGAGCAUUUGGAGAUGAUCGAACGCUCUGUUCUGUUGCCUUACAAAGUAAAAUCGUUCCACAUUGUGGCACAUUCACUAGGUUGCAUUCUAGCCCUUGCACUCGCGGUUAGACACCCCGGCUCUGUCAAGUCCCUAACUCUACUUGCACCACCAUAUUUUCCAGUACCAAAGGGUGAACAAGCGACACAGUAUUUGAUGAGGAAGUUGGCACCAAGGCGAGUGUGGCCGCUAAUUGCGUUCGGGGCAUCCAUAGCUUGCUGGUAUGAGCACAUCAGCAGGACAGCUUGCCUCCUCAUAUGCAAGAACCACCGCCUUUGGGACUUUCUCACCAAACUUGUCACCAGAAACAGGAUCAGAACGUUCUUGAUCGAAGGGUUUUGCUGCCACACCCAUAACGCUGCAUGGCAUACCCUACACAACAUCAUAUGUGGGACUGCUGGCAAAAUUGAUGGAUACUUGGACACCGUCCGAAAUGUUCUAAAAUGCAAUGUCACCAUAUUCCAUGGUAGAGACGAUGAACUCAUUCCUGUAGAAUGUAGCUACAAUGUACAAUCUAGAAUUCAUCGUGCACGUGUUAAGGUGAUUGAGAACAAAGAUCAUAUCACCAUUGUAGUCGGAAGACAGAAGGCAUUCGCCAGAGAACUUGAAGAAAUUUGGAAGUUGUCUUCAACAGAUUAUUAAUUGAAACCUCUCUUUUUUGCAAUGCUAGACAGAAGAAGUGAAGACAAGCACCAGAUUAUCCUAUAUAUCUAACCAAUUCAAGAUGGUCUUGAAAUUUGGCAUGUUUUCUCCCGUAUCUUUUCUUCAUUCAUCAAGUAUGAACUUUUAGUAAGGCCUAGUGAAAUAUUAGCCAUUAUUUUUUUUGGGAUAUGAAUGCCUAACAA
Molecule: messenger RNA, 2161 nt
Organism: Camellia sinensis
Lineage: Eukaryota; Viridiplantae; Streptophyta; Magnoliopsida; Ericales; Theaceae
Product: putative lysophospholipase BODYGUARD 3
Source: RefSeq, a predicted model, not a curated record